Dalotia coriaria is the source of this 1541-nucleotide messenger RNA. RefSeq names its product juvenile hormone epoxide hydrolase 1-like. Gene Ontology annotation, biological process: epoxide metabolic process. The transcript has 3 exons. The record is from RefSeq and is a predicted model, not a curated record. The coding region runs from base 73 to 1455 and encodes 460 amino acids. Gene Ontology annotation, molecular function: epoxide hydrolase activity. Lineage: Eukaryota; Metazoa; Arthropoda; Insecta; Coleoptera; Staphylinidae.
CGGUGAGCGCCGCGGCUUCAGUUGUUCAGUCUGCUGUGAUCCGCGCGCAUCGCUCUAACGCUCUUCAUAAUCAUGGGUCUGUGCUUCAAACUCACUCUCCUUGUCGUCACCGGUGCCGCUGUGCUCGGUGGCCUGUGCCUAAAAUGCUGCUUCAAGGAAAUGGAGGUGCCCGUUAUUGAGGAAAUCUACUGGGGGACCGGAAAAGCCGCCUCCGAUGAUACCUCAAUCAAACCCUUCAAGAUCGAUAUCCCCGACAAGGUCUUGCUUGACUUGAAAGAUCGUCUCGCUAAGCACCGUGAUUUCACACCACCGCUCGAAGGCGUCCAGCAGCAAUACGGCAUGAACACAAAUCUCCUCAAGGACAUCGUUGAUCAUUGGAAAAACAAAUACGAUUGGCGUGCGCGUGAAAAAUACCUUAAUCAAUAUCCACAAUUUAAGACCAAGAUCCAAGGUUUGGAUAUUCAUUUUAUUCAUGUCAAACCGCAAGUGGCUAAGGGUAUCAAAGUGUACCCCAUGUUGAUGGUACAUGGAUGGCCGGGAUCUGUUCGGGAAUUCUACGAACUUAUUCCCUAUCUUACCAAACCCACAAAUGGCCGCGACUAUGCUUUUGAACUGAUCAUCCCGUCCCUGCCUGGAUAUGGUUUCUCUCAAGCCGCACCCAAACCGGGAAUGAGCCCGAUUCAGAUCUCAAUUAUUUUCAAAAAUCUGAUGGAGCGUCUUGGUCACAAAAAGUAUUACCUCCAGGGUGGAGAUUGGGGUAGUUUGAUCACAGCUGACUUGGCUGCUGUUUUUGGUGAUCGUAUCUUAGGUUUACAUAAUAAUAUGUGUUUCGUAAACACUCCAUUAUCUAACAUCAAACGCAUGCUUGGCGCAUUCUGGCCUUCGAUGGUCGUUGAUGAAAAAUACGAAAGUUGGAUGUACCCAUAUUCCACAUUCUUCAAGACUAUGAUGUUGGAAAUGGGUUACAUGCAUAUUCAAGCAACUAAACCGGAUACAGUCGGUGUGGGCUUGAAUGACUCGCCUGUAGGACUCGCCGCGUACAUCAUUGAAAAAUUCACGUCAUGGACGAAUAAGAACUGGCAGAGCAGAGCUGAUGGUGGUCUCAAGGAGAAGUUUACAUACGAUAAAAUUUUGGAUAACGUGAUGAUCUAUUGGGUGACAGGUUCAAUCACCACUUCGAUGAGAUUGUAUUCAGAGUCGUUCAAUUCGGAUUAUCAAGCUAAACAUUACGAUUGGGUACCAAUUAAGGUGCCGUCAGCGUGCUCUAACUUCAAGAAUGAGCUCGCUUACAGUCCCGAGUGCUUGCUCAAGGAGAGAUACACGCAAUUAGUGCAGAACAAUCAUUUCGAAGAUGGCGGCCAUUUUAUCGCAUUCGAAGCGCCGAAAGUGUUGGGCGAUGAUGUCUGGUCGUUCGUUGACAAGACUUUAGCUCUUCAGAAUAAAAAGACUAACUAAUUGUUGUUGAUUAAUUUUUAUGUUUUUUAUAAUGAAAUUUGUGUUGAUGAUAAGCAAAGCAAAUAAAAUAAUGAAUUUUUAAACAA